Molecule: messenger RNA, 3230 nt
Organism: Vitis riparia (riverbank grape)
Lineage: Eukaryota; Viridiplantae; Streptophyta; Magnoliopsida; Vitales; Vitaceae
Exons: 7
Coding region: 328-3048 (906 amino acids)
Molecular function (GO): DNA binding; protein dimerization activity
Source: RefSeq, a predicted model, not a curated record
AAAACACGGCGAGUCGAGUUGUGAACCCACCAGCUUUUCCACUCGCGACUCGCGAUUCCAACGAUCUCAACCCGUUCUUCUUCUCUGAGGCGAUUUCUGAAUGUCUCUUCAUCAGGCUUUGCUCUGACAACAUCGCAAUAUCAAUUCAGUUAUUGAAUUUCAUUUCAAAUACAUAGAAGAAUGAUGCUCAAAAUCAAAUGCUGGAGACUGAUUGGUACGAAAUUCAGAGAUUUCACAGCGACCACCGUGGCGGAUGCAAUCGCUUAGCCGCAACCUUUCAGCAGCUGGAUCAGCUAAGGGUUGAACCAAUAUAGUACAAGUUGCUGCAUGGUUGAAGAGAUGACCUCACUUCGCUCCCCUGGAUAUUCUGACCCUGGAUGGGAGCACGGCAUUGCACAAGAUGAGAGGAAGAAGAAGGUCAAAUGCAAUUAUUGUGGGAAGAUAGUUAGUGGUGGGAUAUACAGAUUAAAGCAACACUUGGCUCGGGUUUCUGGAGAAGUUACAUAUUGUGACAAGGCUCCAGAGGAAGUGUUUCUGAAAAUGAGAGAAAAUCUGGAAGGAUGCCGUUCCAAUAAGAAACCAAGGCAAUCUGAAGAUGAUGGACAUACAUAUUUGAAUUUCCACCAAAAUGAUGAUGAGGAGGAGGAGGAAGAGCAUGCUGGCUACAGAAGCAAGGGAAAGCAAUUGAUGAGUGACAGGAAUUUGGUUAUAAAUUUGGCCCCUCUUCGGUCAUUAGGAUAUGUUGACCCCGGUUGGGAACAUGGUGUUGCCCAGGAUGAGAGGAAGAAAAAGGUAAAAUGCAAUUAUUGUGAGAAAAUAGUCAGUGGAGGCAUUAAUCGGUUUAAGCAACAUCUAGCUAGAAUACCUGGUGAAGUAGCACCUUGUAAAAAUGCUCCUGAGGAAGUGUAUCUUAAAAUAAAAGAGAAUAUGAAAUGGCAUCGUACUGGGAGGAGGCACAGGCGACCUGAUGCUAAGGAGAUAUCAGCUUUUUAUAUGAAUUCAGAUAAUGACGAUGAAGAGGAUGAGCAAGAUGAAGAUGCCCUACAUCGCAUGAACAAAGAAAAUCUGAUAAUUGGUGAGAAAAGAUUGAGCAAAGACCUGAGGAAGACUUUUAGGGGUAUUUCCCCCGGUAGUGGUUCUGAACCAUCACUAAGAAGAUCAAGAUUGGAUUCUGUUGUGCCAAAGACACCAAAGAGUCAGAAGGCACUUUCUUACAAGCAAGUAAAAGUAAAAACAGGAUCCAGUAAGAAAACCCGCAAGGAAGUUAUUUCUGCCAUUUGCAAGUUUUUCUAUCAUGCUGGAGUUCCUCUACAUGCAGCAAAUUCCCCAUACUUCCAUAAAAUGCUGGAGUUGGUUGGUCAGUAUGGACAGGGUUUGGUAGGCCCUCCAACCCAACUCAUAUCUGGUCGUUUUCUACAGGAAGAAAUUGCGACCAUUAAGAACUAUCUAGCCGAGUAUAAGGCAUCCUGGGCAAUUACUGGUUGCUCUAUUAAGGCAGAUAGUUGGAGAGAUGCACAGGGUAGGACACUGAUCAAUAUUUUGGUUUCCUGUCCACAUGGUAUAUAUUUUGUUUCUUCAGUUGAUGCCACAGAUAUAGUAGAUGAUGCUGCAAAUUUAUUCAAGUUGCUGGACAAAGUGGUGGAAGAGAUGGGCGAGGAAAAUGUAGUUCAGGUAAUCACUGAGAACACUCCCAGUUAUAAGGCUGCUGGAAAGAUGCUUGAAGAGAAGAGGCGGAGUUUAUUCUGGACCCCUUGCGCAGCCUAUUGUAUUGACCAGAUGCUUGAAGAUUUCAUCGGGAUAAAAUUGGUAGGAGAAUGCAUGGAGAAAGGCCAAAAAAUCACUAAGUUCAUUUACAACCGAAUUUGGUUGUUGAAUCUUAUGAAAAAGGAAUUUACCCAGGGACAGGAACUUCUGAGGCCAGCCAUUAGUCGAUGUGCCUCUAGCUUUGCUACUUUGCAAAGCUUGCUGGACCACAGGAUAGGCCUUAAAAGGCUGUUCCAGUCAAAUAAAUGGCUUUCAUCUCGGUUCUCGAAGUCUGACAAAGGUAAAGAGGUGGAAAAAAUUGUAUUAAAUGCCACAUUUUGGAAGAAGGUGCAGUAUGUUAGGAAAUCAGUGGACCCAUUAGUGCAAGUGCUUCAAAAAGUAGAUAGUGUUGAAAGUCUAUCAAUGCCAUCUAUAUAUAACGACAUGUACAGGGCGAAGCUUGCUAUCAGAUCCACUCAUGGUGAUGAUGCUCGUAAAUAUGGACCUUUCUGGGCCGUGAUAGACAAUCAUUGGAGCUCAUUGUUCCACCACCCUCUAUAUAUGGCUGCCUACUUCUUGAAUCCAUCAUACCGAUAUCGUUCCGAUUUCUUAGUGCAUCCAGAGGUGGUGCGAGGACUGAAUGAGUGCAUUGUUCGACUGGAGCCUGACAAUAUGCGAAGGAUUUCUGCAUCCAUGCAGAUUUCUGAUUUUAAUUCUGCAAAAGCUGAUUUUGGAACGGAAUUGGCAAUUAGUACAAGAACAGAGCUGGAUCCAGCUGCAUGGUGGCAACAACAUGGGAUAAAUUGCUUAGAACUGCAACGAAUAGCUGUACGCAUAUUGAGUCAGACAUGCUCAUCCUUCGGUUGUGAGCACAACUGGAGUACAUAUGAUCAGAUCCACCGUGAAAGUCACAAUCGUCUGGCUCAGAAAAGAUUAAACGACCUCAUCUAUGUGCACUACAACUUGAGACUAAGAGAACGUCAAUUGAGCAAAAGGUCUAAUGACGUGAUGUCCCUUGACAGUAUUCUGCUUGAAAGUUUAUUAGAUGACUGGAUUGUAGAGGCAGAGAACCCCACCGUGCAAGAGGACGAGGAGAUACCUUAUAAUGAAAUGGAUCACACUGAUGCAUACGAGAACGAUUUGAUGGAGUAUGAAGACGGAACCGCAGAUGGUAGAAAGGCGUCGCUGGAGAUGGUGACUCUGUCCAGUGUAGAGCCUUUGGAUAUCGUCAAUCCUGCCUCUGCUGGUGUUGCUACUGAUGAUGACACCGAUCUCAAUUUUCUUGGUGAUGAUUUGAGUGACUAGUCUUGGUUACAUGAUUCAAGUGACACGGGACCUGGUAGUUAAUCUGGAAAUGUCCACAAGUAUGCUGGGUUGAAUGAAAAUCUGCUCAAGUGCUUCUGAGUAAUUUUGGGUGUCAUCUCAAGUCUGUAAAUUAUUACCCAUUUUGAUUAAUUUAUAAGUAACUAUUUGACAGGUUCAUGACA